UCGAGGUUGUCAUUCGCAGAUAAACCGAUGAACGUUCACUAUCAUUCGUCAUUGCAAAAAAUUUUAACAGUGUGAGAAACGUUCAUAAUUGCAUCAAUAAGUACGAAAAUCGAAAUUAUAAGCUAAAAAAUUGGGACAAAGCAUUUCAGCCGCAAACGAGGUGCCAUUAAACGUAUUUAAAUGUUUGUUGAGGGCAAUUUUCCCGUAUUAGCAGCCGUUGCCCUAGCAGCGUAAUUAAGCAGCAGUGGCAGAGAGUUUUAAGAUUUAUAGGAAAAAUAAUGCGAUAGGGAAGUGGAGCUCGGAAAAUAUAUAAUAUACAUCUAAACGUAACAAGUACUCGUGUGUUUGUCCGUUUACUGUCGUGACCUCAGCAGAAGUCCGAAACAUCGUACCAUAGUGGAGCACUCGAAGUUAUUAAGAUCACUUCUAUAGGCUUGGACAGCUUUGCAUAUCGGCUACUAAUUGCACAUUAGCCAUUAUGCCACAAUCACGUGCUGCCGCAGCCGAGGCGGUCACGGGUAGUGGCCCUCAACCACUCGUUAAAAUUGGCCACUAUCUGCUGGGUGCUACGCUUGGCACGGGCACCUUUGGUAAGGUAAAGAUUGGCGAGCAUCAGAUGACUCACCACAAAGUGGCAGUCAAGAUACUAAAUCGACAGAAGAUUAAAAGUCUCGACGUCGUGGGAAAAAUUCGCAGGGAGAUACAGAAUUUGAAGCUCUUUAGGCAUCCGCACAUCAUUAAACUUUAUCAGGUCAUUUCCACGCCUACUGAUAUUUUUAUGAUUAUGGAAUACGUGAGCGGUGGUGAACUUUUCGAUUAUAUAGUCAAGCAUGGAAAGUUGCAGGAGCACGAAGCACGUCGCUUCUUCCAGCAGAUAAUAUCCGGUGUAGACUACUGUCACCGUCACAUGGUGGUACAUCGCGACUUGAAGCCGGAAAAUUUGUUGCUUGAUCAUAAUUUGCAUGUGAAGAUCGCCGAUUUCGGUUUGUCUAACAUGAUGUUAGAUGGCGAGUUCUUGCGCACUUCCUGCGGCUCCCCGAAUUAUGCUGCGCCUGAGGUGAUUUCUGGCAAACUCUACGCUGGUCCCGAAGUAGAUAUAUGGUCAUGCGGUGUAAUUCUAUACGCACUGCUAUGUGGCACUCUUCCAUUCGAUGACGAACAUGUACCUACACUUUUUCGAAAAAUCAAAUCGGGUAUUUUUCCAAUACCAGAAUAUCUAAAUAAGCAGGUGGUCAAUUUGGUGUGUCAGAUGCUGCAAGUAGAUCCUUUGAAACGGGCUACAAUGGAGGAGAUUAAAAAGCACGAGUGGUUCCAAAAGGAUUUACCCUCAUACCUCUUCCCCUCAUCUAUUGAGCAGGACUCGAACGUUAUUGACACGGUUGCAGUUGCCGAAGUUUGCGGCAAGUUUGGCGUAAAAGAGGCUGAGGUGCACAAUGCGCUACUCAGCGGCGAUCCACACGAUCAGCUGGCUAUUGCUUACCAUUUAAUUAUUGAUAACAAGCGAUUCGCUGACGAGGCUGCCAAAACGGAGAUUAACAACUUUUUCGUCGCCGGUUCACCACCACCUGUCACUCACUCGCCUAGUGAAAGGUCGGAGCCUGUUGGGCCGGUAGCCACAGUCACAGGUGGAGGCUCAAUUUCGGGCACAUCGACACCCGGCGGCACUAGCGGCGCUAUGCGUCCUCAUCCCGAACGCAUUGCACCGAUGCGCGAACGUCAACUUGCCAUGUCGGUACAGGCAUCGGGCGGUGCUGCAUUCCCCGAGAAAGCAGCACGCGGUACUCCCAUUAAGCGCGCUAAAUGGCAUUUGGGAAUACGAUCGCAGAGUAAGCCCAACGAUAUUAUGCAGGAAGUGUAUCGUGCCAUGAAGGCUCUUGAUUAUGAAUGGAAGAUCAUAAAUCCGUAUCAUGUGCGUGUGCGUCGCCAAAAUCUUAAGACAGGCAAGUUCUCCAAGAUGUCGCUUCAGCUAUAUCAAGUGGAUUCCAAGAGUUACUUGUUAGAUUUUAAGUCUCUAACUAACGAUGAAGUCGAGCAGGGAGAUGAUGUUAUAUUGGAGAGUUUGACACCACCGCCACUAAGUGUACAGGGUGCCAUGCCGCAGCAGCCCACAGGGCACCACACAAUGGAAUUCUUCGAGAUGUGCGCCGCUUUGAUCAUACAACUGGCACGUUAAAUGGCAGAAGGAAAUUUAGGUAGUCAUUGAGGGAAACCAUUAGUGAAGUAGAGUUUUGAACUUAUGCAAAUAAGGAGUCUGAGAAACAUUCUUUGGUCACUAUAUUGAUUGGAAAAAAUGUCGAACAUGCAUAUUUUUAGCAGCGGGUAGAAAGUGGAAUGGUGCAGGUGCCUAUUUAGUUAAGAUGGGAACGUCGUUUGAUAGUCAUCUAUCACGUAUUAGAAUCAUAAGAAAAUAAUAUAUUCAUUAUUGUAGUAUCACUAACGCUUUUAUUAGAAAUUUAACAAAUGAAACUUUUCAAAAACACGGUUUUUAUUUCGAAAAUUAAGUUUUAUCGCAGUUUUUUCUGUUAUAGUAUUUAGCGAAAAAAAUCAAAUCUAAAGAAAGCUAUAUUCUUUAAGUAAGAGCCAACUGUAAGAUUUGAUUAAUUAUUGUCUAAUAACCUGUUUCAAAAAUAUUAACAAGAAAUAAAUGGGCUAUUUUUUUUCAAUUGUAGGAAGCCGAAAAAUUUACACUUCGUUUAUUAAUUAUGGCUAAUGUCGCACAUCAGUGCUUUCAAAUGAUACUAAACACAUCGUAAUGCAUAAUUUUAUAUCUUAAAUCAGGAAAAAUUGUUAUUAUUGGAAUACAUGUAAAAAAUAUACUUAACUUAACAGAAGAGUACAAUGUUGUAAAUAAAGUUUUACUUACAAACUCAA
Anastrepha obliqua is the source of this 2871-nucleotide messenger RNA. RefSeq names its product 5'-AMP-activated protein kinase catalytic subunit alpha-2 (gene AMPKalpha). NCBI's taxonomy places the organism in Eukaryota, Metazoa, Arthropoda, Insecta, Diptera, Tephritidae. The record is from RefSeq and is a predicted model, not a curated record. Bases 479 to 2173 code for a protein of 564 amino acids. Gene Ontology annotation, molecular function: ATP binding; protein serine/threonine kinase activity. Gene Ontology annotation, biological process: protein phosphorylation; intracellular signal transduction. The transcript has 2 exons. Gene Ontology annotation, cellular component: cytoplasm.